Molecule: messenger RNA, 1602 nt
Organism: Laetiporus sulphureus 93-53
Lineage: Eukaryota; Fungi; Basidiomycota; Agaricomycetes; Polyporales; Laetiporaceae
Product: general substrate transporter
Exons: 11
Coding region: 100-1509 (469 amino acids)
Biological process (GO): monosaccharide transmembrane transport
Cellular component (GO): membrane
Molecular function (GO): hexose transmembrane transporter activity
Source: RefSeq, a predicted model, not a curated record
GUUUAAGGCGGGCUGUACAGCGCAACCAUACUCAUCACAAACACCUAAGGGGCGCAGAAGGCACGUUACAUAUACUCGCUCAGUGAAGUGGCCGCAGAAAUGGCGAGCGUACACGAACCUCAAGCAUUUACCACCUAUGGGUGGAUCGCAUGCAUUUGGAUCCUCAUAGUGUCUUUCCAGUAUGGUUACCACAUCUCGUCCCUCAACCAAAUCCAGGCGGUGCUUACUUGUCGAAAUGCAAUACCAGAAAGCCCUACGGUGCAUUACGGCCUGCCGGCCUGUAUACCCAUGUCUGAUGCGACAUUUUCUGUGCUCACGUCCGUCUACACCGUCGGCGGUCUCAUCGGUAGCCUUGGUGCCAAUCUCGCCAUGGAUCGCUGGGGCAGAAAGGGCGCAUGCCGCGUUAGUGCACUUGCGACGGCAGUCGGCGCGGGAAUUAUGGGUAUAUCCGCCUCCUUGACAUCCUUGAUACUAGGACGCAUGCUCACAGGCAUUGGCGCUGGCGUCGGCCUGUGUGUCGGACCAAUCUUCCUCUCUGAGAUCACUCCGCCGAAGAUGAGAGGUGCUAUCGGCGUGCUGACACAGUUCGCCAUCGUCAUCGGCAUUAUGACCACGCAAGCAAUGGGUCUGCAGCUGGCAACUCCUAGGCAGUGGAGAAUUGUCCUUUUAUUCUCUACCGCUCUGGCCGCUUCGCAGCUAUUCGUUAGCUCGAUGAUGGUCGAGUCGCCGACUUGGCUGAACCGACAUGGCUUGCUGCAAGAGAAGGAUAAAGUGGCGCGGAGACUAUGGAAGAGCGGACAGAUUGUGAGGAGUCCGGAUCUGCCCACCUACGAUAGCGAGGAUCCGCUAUUGAACACUGAAGAUGCGGACGAGGAUGAUCAGAUCAAGCCCGUGGAAGAACAUGCAAUUUCCGUGCCUCAGUUGUUGGUGACUCCGGAUCUGCGCCGCCCGCUUACAAUCAUCUGCUUCUCGAUGCUUGUCCAACAACUGUCUGGUGUCAAUGCCGUCUUGUAUUACAGUAACGACAUCCUCUCCAAGGCAUUGCCUGAUCUUGGGCCCUACGUCUCCUUGGGCAUCACAAUUGUCAACACCAUUAUGACUGCCGCGCCAAUCUUCCUCAUCGAUCGUCUCGGACGAAAACAGCUCCUGUCCAUGUCGGCAGGAGGAGCGCUUCUCUCCCUCUUUGGGGUCGGUUUUGGGUUGGACUCAAACCUGACUUCUCUCGCGAGUAUCUCCAUCCUGGCUUUUGUGGCAUCCUUCGCUAUUGGGAUUGGUCCGGUUCCGUUUGUCAUGAUUCCGGAGGUCUCUCCGCGCCAUGCCGUAUCUGCGCUGUCGUCCGUGGCUCUGUCGCUCAACUGGAUUGCAAACUUCAUCGUCGGUUUAGUGUUUCUGCCGUUGCGCAAUCUGCUCGCUCAGGACGAUCCAGACAAGGAAGGCCGGGUGUUCUAUGUCUUCGCCGCCAUGUUGGCGUUGUGCACAUUCGUGCUCUUCAGGGUUUACAGAGGUUGAUUGAGUUUGCAUACUGUAUUUUAUGUCUUCUCGGGAAUUUCUAAGUGUAUCGUCGUACGUAUGCACAGUGGUAACCUGCCCAGCCCAUCAACG